Molecule: messenger RNA, 691 nt
Organism: Amphimedon queenslandica
Lineage: Eukaryota; Metazoa; Porifera; Demospongiae; Haplosclerida; Niphatidae
Exons: 3
Coding region: 47-610 (187 amino acids)
Source: RefSeq, a predicted model, not a curated record
GGGCUUAUGAAACGACCUGGGGCUACGCCCCCAGGUCGUUAAUAAAAUGAGUGCCUUGAGUAGUAGAGAGAAAGAUAGUAAAAAUGCAGCAAUUGAGAUCUGCAUCACUUACUGGCCAGAUUCAGUCAAGGACCUCAUCCGACACCAGUAUAGCUUGCAGAGUGACAUAAUGGAGGCAGAUCAGCGAGAUUGGGAAGAGAUGUAUGGCCAUAAGCAUAGAACUCGGGCUGCAUAUGAUCCUUGGGCUGACUCCUGGGAAUCUGACCGGUAUAGACGUAGUCCAAGUCCACCGCCACGACCAAGUCCACCUCCAAGGUGGUUCGGCGGAGACGACUUCAUCAGCAUUCACGAUGGCCUAAGAGCUAAUGUCAUUUCAAGAACUAGCUCUACAGUAGACAGUUUCCUUAUUGUUAAGGAAGAAAAAUGCUACUGUACUUACUCUAGCAGCAGGUCUAAAAGCAAGCCAGUAGUCAAUGUUGAUGUGCAUUAUGAAUCUGGUGAUGAGUGUGAUGAGGCUCUUGUGGAACUAAUUAUGAAGGAUAUUGACAAACAUUGGCUAAAUAAGUGCUUUAUUAGAAACAUGUCAAAAGUGAAAUCACGUUCACAUUGAAAAAGCUAAAACUUAUUGCUAUUAUUUUUGUUUGGUAUUAAUAGUGAUUUUAAUAAGUGUGAAGAUAGUUAUAAUAAUGAA